CUUACUGCACUGCUCAUUAGACCUGCAGACAACAUAGUGGACACACAUAUACAGGAUAGUUCGUCUAGUGCUGACUAUUUAAACUUACAGACAGUCACUGAGAGGAGGGCUUUCUUUUAAAAGAAGACAUAAAUAGCUGUUUUUAUUAUUAUUAUUUUUAUUUCAAAUACAAAAAAAGAUUAUUGACAGUGAGUGCAAUUUCUCCAAUCGAGGGGAGCAGCAAGAUCUAAUUAAGAUGCCUUCAACAGUGACUCCUGUCAGUGAGUUGACUACAGAGAAUUCCCAAAAUAACACUUUCCUGGACUCAGAAUUCCGCUACACACUCUUCCCCGCUUUCUACGGUGUGGUGUUUAUAAUCGGGCUUGUAGCCAAUGCAUACGUGCUCUAUGUCCUGCGUCAAAUGCGAGGCUCCAGGUCCAUGAAUGAGAUGCGCAUCUACAUGACCAACCUGACCGUGGCGGACCUGCUCUUCGUCUGUGUGCUUCCUCUUUGGAUUAGCUAUUAUAGUCAUCAUGGUGACUGGAUCUACCCAGAUGCUCUGUGUCGCAUUAGCGGCACGCUCUUCUUCAUCAACACCUACGGCUCUGUCCUCUUCCUCGCCGUCAUCAGCGUCAAUCGCUACUGGGCCGUGACUCGGCCACUGGUGGCCGCUUCUACCGACUGCUGGAGACGCGGUGUUAUUACCUCAGUGAUCAUCUGGGCCAUCACCCUGGCAGUGGCCGCGUAUCACCUUGCUACGCCUGGCGUCCAGAAAGACAAGCAUGGAGGUGUCUCACGAUGCUUAGAGGGCUACCAUAACAGUGACCCCAAAUCCAAGCUUCCUGUCGUCAUUACUAACUUCAUCAUCAUCGGCCUGUUUUUUACAGUCUUCCUCCUCGUGGUUUUGUGCAACGUCCUCAUCGCUUGCGCCCUCCUGGCACAGCCCGUCAGUCAGCCCCGGCCCAGUACAGGAAGACGGCCCCUUGGUACCAAACGUCGCGCCUUGCGGAUGCUCUGUGCGGUUGUAGGUGUGUUCGUAAUUUGUUUCGUUCCUCAUCACGUGGUUCAGGGACCCUGGACGCUAGCCGUCCUGAAGAUGACCGACUGGAGUGAAGAAACCCAGCAGUAUCUGAACGACGCCCACCAAGUCACACUGCUUCUUAUGGGGUUGAACUGCAUCCUGGACCCAAUCGUGUACUGCUUUUCAACCAGGAAGUUCCGCUUGUACAUCAAAGGGCACUUGAAGAAAGUAAAGCAGGGGAAAAACUGCUCCCAUCACACCAGCACCACCGGGCUGUCCAUGAAAAUCAGGAAUCAGAGUGAAGACUUGAGCAUCUUUGAACAGAAGGAGUAGCAGAGAUUUAAAAAACUUUGACAGCGAGCGAAAAAACUUGGCAUUUUCAGAUAAGGUGUAAUAAUGAGUCUUCAUCUGGAAUAGAAGGAAGCUUUUAUUUCUAUCCCACUGGCAUCACUUUUAGCAGGUAGACAACAUUGUGGGUAAGGUAGAAAAAAAAACAGAAAGGCAUGUCCAUUAAAGAAGUUUAAACUGAAUAUUUAUUUUUUUAAGAAAUGUUGGAUAUUAUUGACAUUUACAAGUGAAUAGCAAGGAUUGAGUUCACCUUAUGGUUUUAAAUAUUAUUAAAAUAUGUAAACUACCAUCACUCAUUGUGGGUUGUUGGUUGUUCUGGACUUCCCCUCUGUCUGAAUUUCACAAUGUUGUUUUCUUGGGCAAGUUUUUGUGUUCCUCAAAAGACAGGAAGUUCAGAAUUUACAGGUCUCGUGUUUCUCUACUGGUUUGAUUCCCAUCGCCUGUGCUCUGCCAUGUUUCUGCUCUACCUCAUCUGAAUGAAUGUAAUUCCUAAGCUGAUGUCAGAUGCUUUUUGGCCUUCAAUCAGGUAGACUGUAGAGAAGCGAAAGCGGUAACUGGUAAAUAUAGCAGCUCAGGGUGUGUACUGUGAACUGCUGCUGCUUGAAUAAUCGUUUGUGGGGUUUUUUUUUACAUGAUGUACCUGAUAUUUGUGGAAGCCAGCUGAACUUAACAGCUCUGAGCUGUACUUAAUUGUCCCUCAAAUUCAUGCACUUUUUUAUGAUGAGCCACUGGAUGUAAUUUCAUGUAAAACAUUUAUAAUUGCUUAACCAUAAUGUGCCUUUUUUAUUUUUACAGCAUGUAUGAAUUGUAUGUUUGUGCAGAUUUUUAUGUGUUUGAUGUGUUGCAUCUUUUUCUUAAAAAGAAAAGUCUAAAUGCAUUUAACUGGUGCGCAAACAGUCUAAAGCACAGAAUUUAUCUUAUUUGUUCUUCAUUUGUAUGAGAUGUUCUGAAGUGUUGAAACCAUGAUUCUGUUUUAUCUUAAAGUGUAUGAGUCACAUGGAGUGCCAAAAAGCACACCACUUCCUCAGUACUCUUGGUAUUGCAUGCGUUAAGUUAGCCACAGACAAAAUAGCAUGAUUUUUUUUUUUAUAUUUGAUUUAUCUAAUAGCUUUGUAUCUGAGUUUCCUACUAAAUCUCAUAUAAUUAAAUAAAAAUAAAAACGAACUGUUUCUUAAAUUAUAAAAAAGUUAUGAGUU
This is a messenger RNA of Clarias gariepinus (North African catfish), 2544 nucleotides long. RefSeq names its product platelet-activating factor receptor-like. Lineage: Eukaryota; Metazoa; Chordata; Actinopteri; Siluriformes; Clariidae. Gene Ontology annotation, molecular function: G protein-coupled purinergic nucleotide receptor activity; platelet activating factor receptor activity. The transcript has 2 exons. Gene Ontology annotation, cellular component: membrane. The record is from RefSeq and is a predicted model, not a curated record. The coding region runs from base 236 to 1333 and encodes 365 amino acids. Gene Ontology annotation, biological process: chemotaxis; G protein-coupled receptor signaling pathway.